AUAGAGUUACGCUGAAGGUGUUCCGAAGGACCGUGUGAAUGAAACUCCAACAUAUGUUGAAUCUAAGGACAGUUCAAUCAAUAUCAGUGAGAUGAUUGGAGUUAAAGGCAUAGUGCUACUACUGUGUACGGCGUGUGCCAUCGCAAAGUCUAAAAGUGACAGAGCUCGAUCAGCAAGAUGGAUUUCAGGGAAAGCCCUCAGGACAAUAGUAGAGGAAUACUCAGAUCUCACCGAAUUUAAAGAACUUGUCCGACCCAUUCUCAUCCCUAGAAUGCCAGAUACAGAGGGCAGUACUCGAGUCAGAAAUUAUCUUGUCAACUUUCUGCGUGCUCUUAACUGGCACAUUGAGGAAGAUGUCUUUCAGGAUGACACACCGUGGGGCAGGAAGACAUUUGUCAACAUCAUAGCAACACAAGACCCAAGGAAGCCAAAGAAAAUGGUUCUAGCUUCCCACUAUGACUCUAAGAAUAUUACAGACAGAAACGGGAGAGAGUUUAUAGGGGCUACAGACUCCGCCGUGCCUUGUGCAAUUCUCCUUGAUUUAGCUAUACAACUAAACUGUUUGUUUGAAAAAGCCCAGGGAGAAAAGGCUCGUGACAUUACCCCACAGAUUGUUUUCUUUGAUGGGGAGGAGGCAUACAACACAUGGUCAGCAACAGAUUCCAUCUACGGAGCACGACACCUCGCCCAAAAAUGGGAGCAAGAGAAUAAACUACAAGAUAUCGAUAUCUUUGUUCUCUUGGAUUUGAUUGGAACCAGUGAUGUCCAGUUCCACAACUUUUUUCCACAAACAUCCAAUGCUUUUGAACUUCUGGCAAGGAAAGAACAACAUCUGAAAAAAGAUAAACUGCUAAGUGACAACAACAGAAUUCUGUUCAACACACACCCUUACUAUGGGGGAGGUAUUGAAGAUGAUCAUAUUCCAUUUUUACACAGAAACGUUCCCAUCCUCCACCUUAUAUCAGCACCAUUUCCCAGUGUUUGGCACAGAAUGAGUGACGAUGCCGCCCACAUAGAUUAUCACACGACGGAAGACUUCAACAAGGUCUUCCGAGUGUUUGUUGCCAGCUAUCUACACCUCGAUGCCUUACAUACCCAGUGCAGAAGAAAAAAAGAGGAAUUAUGAUAUGAAAGGUAAUAAAUAGUACAUGGUAGCAUGUUUGGGGUGGUUUGACGAGUUCUUAUUAUAUCAUAUAUAUGUUAAAAUGCAGAUAUUGACAAGUGCUUUUGUAAAGCUACAUUCACAUUCCUAUUAUUUUUUUUUUCUGUUAUGCAAUAAUGUGCAUGUCAGUACUAAACUCCUAGAUACAUGUAAUAUGUUCUUUUACAUGACAGAAGGUGAUGUGUUUUAAACUGAGUUCAGCCAGUUUCCUCCCAAAUUGAUGUUUGGUCUUCGACUUACUAACAAGGGGCACAACUGCAUGUAGAAUGUUUAUUUCACAAAAUGAUAACUGUAUACUGGUGAUGCAUGAGUAUUUUCCUAGAAUUUGCCAGCAAUAUCUUGACCCUUUCAUAUGCAAAGUAAAUACCGUAUAUUCUGUACAUAAGUAUGAAAACAUGACAAUUUUGUGGGCUAUAAUGGUAAUUUGUAGUAUCUCCUAGUUUUAUAACUAAUCUGGUUUUUAAAAGUGACUAGAUCAAAAUUGAUUGAAUUUACCAUGAAAAUUUAUGUUAAUUAUUUGAAAAUAAAGUACCAUUUUUAAAACAUAUCAGUCUUGUGAAGGUGAAGCAUUUUGGAUAAAUUCUUAAAUUACUCCUUUGUAGGUGGUGGGGAAUCAACAAAAGCAAUAUGGGAGAUCUUUCAAUUAAACCUCUUCAUUUGAUAACUGAAUUAUUCAUUUGUUUUUCAUUGAGAAAGUUUUUAUUUUAUCCCACCUGAGGAAAAAGGUGAAAUUGUCCACAGUGGUUUGAGUAUCAUAUUCAGUGGUAUGCUAGUCUCAUCAUUUUGAUUUUUCAAGUUCAAAUUUUUCUCAAAUGGUACAUAAAUGUGCAGAAUGCACAAUCACAAAUUGGUUUUUCAGAAUUCCUUACCAGCAGUUUAAACUGUUGAAUAAAAAUAGUGAGGAAUAUAUUCAAAAACAUGUUCAUGUAUGCACAGUAUAUAUGAGGCUCCUCCUCAUCUGCUAUGAUUUAAAUUGUUGUACAAGUCUCUUUUAUUGAUGUAAAGAAUUUGUUUCAUGUGGAAUCAAGUAUAUCUACUCUUACAGUAUUUUCAAAUAAGACAGUUUGUCAUUUCAGUUUAAUUACCUCAUUCAUCUCAUUGGUUUGUCUCUAGUCUAUGGCAUUUACAUUUUGAAUAUUAUUUUUCCCAUUAGCAUCUGAUUAUAUUAACCAUUACCUGGUACAUGUAUAUGGAAAUGUCUCUGAUUUAGCAUAUCUAUUGCAAUGUGAUACACAUUGAUAAACUUAACAGAAUUGAUGUGUAAAAUAAUUUCAUUUAAAUAAAAUUUAUCACUCAUCAGGUAAAGGGAAAAAAAACUAAUAUUAUUGUUUUAUAUAAUAAAAGAAUUUUCAUUUCUUGAAAAAUAUUUACAUCAUAUACCAGUAAAAAGGUGUAUGCAUUAAUUUAAUUCCUGUGAAAAAAGUUUAUUAUUUUACAAGUAUGGUACAUUGUAUACAAUGCAUACCGUUACUGGUAAAUCAAUUUUUAUUUCAUAUUAUUUUUAACGUUAUUUGUUGUCAGUAUAGAGACUGUGAAACUUGUUUUCUUUUAUACACGAAAGUUUCCUUUUGUGUCCCUACAGUGUCAAAGAAGCAUGCAAUGUUAUAUAUCUGAUAUUAGUACAAUCCAGCGCAAUCUCAGCAGCCUGAUACUGAGAUUUUACUUUUAAAAGAUAUUUGUUGUACUUAAUGAACCUAAUUAUCUAUAUCAAUUUGGUAACACUUGACUAAACUGUAAAGGCUUGCCAUAUUUUUGUCCUUUAGCUACUGAGCACAUUUCAGUAUCAGUUUGUUCAUUAAAAGAAUCUGCAAGUUGACAAAUUAGAUAUGUGUCUUGAUGUUCCAUAAAUCCUCUUCUCUGGUUUCAUCAGUAUUCACUGGCACAAAUUUUCACAGAUUUUGCUAAAUGUACAAUUUUUAAUGAUAUGUAAAUGAGUGAAAAAUUGACAUGUCCUGCCCAUUACAAAUGUCCUGUUUCUUACUUCAAUACACAUUUGAUUUUGUGGAUCCAUUUAACAGCAAAAGCCACGAUAAUUUGUGUUUAAUGACUAAUGAUGAAACCAAAAUAGUAUUUCAUGCUCACAAACAUUGAUCUUAAAGACAUAAGCAAGAACUCUAAUUUUUUAAGGCUUCACAGUUUAUACAUGUAUACAUAGAUACUGGUGCAUUGGGGUACAACCUUACUUCAUCUACAGUGCAAUUAGGUUACCUAUGAUUUAUUAUUUAUAUCAGUCAUGAAUUGUAUGAAAUAUUUCUGUUAAUUAAUAAAUUAGAUUGCAAUAAU
Molecule: messenger RNA, 3445 nt
Organism: Magallana angulata
Lineage: Eukaryota; Metazoa; Mollusca; Bivalvia; Ostreida; Ostreidae
Product: glutaminyl-peptide cyclotransferase-like
Exons: 8
Coding region: 92-1126 (344 amino acids)
Molecular function (GO): glutaminyl-peptide cyclotransferase activity; zinc ion binding
Source: RefSeq, a predicted model, not a curated record